AUGGCACCUACUCGACCCCGUCCAUCUCGGCACAACAAGUCAUACUCGGCAUGCACGACACCUGCUGUCGACUUGGUAACACCGUACCAAAAUCCCGAUCCUCCGCCCAACCCUUCCAGCAUGAAGAGUUCUGCGAGCACCGUCACUUCAUACCGCGUUGCUGAGGGGAGUGAUAUCUCCUACGAGAAGCAGACUGCCACUCGUCGGAUCUCGGAAGCGGAGGGUAGUUUGAAGCAAUUAUUCAGUCAUGAUGCUAUGAAAGCACCGCCAAGGGACGCGAGCCAGCUCGCUGGGUUGGAUUGA
This is a messenger RNA of Recurvomyces mirabilis, 303 nucleotides long. RefSeq lists its product as uncharacterized. The record is from RefSeq and is a predicted model, not a curated record. Bases 1 to 303 code for a protein of 100 amino acids. The transcript has a single exon. Lineage: Eukaryota; Fungi; Ascomycota; Dothideomycetes; Mycosphaerellales; Teratosphaeriaceae.